This is a messenger RNA of Rosa rugosa (rugosa rose), 1777 nucleotides long. RefSeq names its product bystin. Gene Ontology annotation, molecular function: snoRNA binding. The coding region runs from base 48 to 1463 and encodes 471 amino acids. Gene Ontology annotation, biological process: rRNA processing. Gene Ontology annotation, cellular component: preribosome, small subunit precursor; nucleolus; cytoplasm. The record is from RefSeq and is a predicted model, not a curated record. The transcript is spliced from 11 exons. NCBI's taxonomy places the organism in Eukaryota, Viridiplantae, Streptophyta, Magnoliopsida, Rosales, Rosaceae.
AUCUCAGGGUUUUUGAGCUUGGUCCAAAAUCGUUCAUCUGUGUAUCAAUGCCGAAGAAGAGAGGGAGAGAGAGGCAUCACAACCCGGAGCCAUUUCUGGCCGACGACGAUGGCGCCUCUGUGGCCUCCAAGAAGCGGACCAAGUCCAAGCAGCACCAGACCGACGAGACUCUGAUUUCGUCGGGCAUGAGCGCCAAGAUUCUCAAGCAGGCUCAGCUUCAGCAGAGGGAGGUCGAGGACGACGAGAAUCGAACCCAAAACCCCAACGCGUUAUCGGACAUCACCGAAGAGCCGCACGGGGUUGAAUCUGAUGACGACGAUGAGGACGACCCCGAUGAGUUCGGUGGGUUUCUUGACAAUCGCGGCGAGGAUGAAGCGUUUAAAGUGACGAACAGGAUGACAAAGGAGAUUGGGAAGGAGUAUGAGAAAGUAUUAGGGAAGGCGGCUGUGGAAGAGGAUGAGAAAUUACUGGAUGCAUUUCUUUCGAAGGAUGCGGGGCGGCAGCUUACUCUUGCAGACCUGAUUGUUGCAAGGAUUAAAGAGAAUGAUUCUAAUAUCACUCCAUCAAAUGCCAAUUCAGAUAUGAGGCCUUUGCCUAAAUUGGAUGCAGACACCAUAGAAAUCUUCAAGGGGGUUGGCCAGUUUCUUAAAAAGUACACAGCUGGGAAGGUUCCCAAACCCUUUAAACACAUCCCUUCAAUGAAUCAAUGGGAAGAUGUCCUAUAUUUAACUGAGCCUGAGAAUUGGUCUCCCAAUGCAAUGUAUCAAGCUACAAGAAUUUUUGCUUCCAAUUUGACUGCGAAGAAGGUAGAACGUUUCUACAAGCUUGUCUUGCUUCCACGUGUGAGAGAAGACAUUCGGAAGAACAAGCGCUUGCAUUUUGCCCUUUAUCAGGCUUUGAAAAAGUCUCUUUACAAGCCUGCUGCCUUUUUCAAAGGAAUAUUGCUACCUUUGUGCGAGUCAGGAACGUGCAAUCUAAGAGAAGCUGUCAUAGUUGGGAGCGUCUUACAAAAGGUGUCCAUUCCGCCACUUCAUUCAAGUGUUGCAGUAAUGAAGCUAGCAGACAUGGAAUACUGUGGUACAACGAGUUAUUUUAUAAAGCUUCUUUUAGAGAAAAAGUAUGCUUUGCCAUAUCGUGUAAUUGAUGCUCUUGUUGGACAUUUUAUGAGAUUUAUGAAUGAAACAAGGGUAAUGCCAGUGAUAUGGCACCAAUCACUUCUUGCAUUUGUGGAAAGGUACAAAAAUGAUAUACUGAACGAGGAUAAAGAUAAUCUUAGAGCUCUUCUUCAAACUCAAAAGCACGAUCUGGUAACUCGUGAAAUAAGAAAGGAGCUAGAUAAUAGCCGCAGUCGUGGUGAGAAGGAGGAUGACCUUAUGUCAAUUGCUUCUCCAGAUUCUGUGAUGAUUAAGCCUGUUGAAGAAGAUAUGUUUGAUAUUCCAGAGGUGCCUAUGGAGGAUGACUAAUUUAGUCCUCAAUGGUUGACAGAGUUGUCCAAUGAAAUAUUUCUCCUGGAAGAAGAUGCAAUUCUGUUCUUUCAGAAGUGAUACAUUUUUUUGACCAAAUCACAGUUAUCUAAAGGCUUCAUAAUCUAGUUUGUGCAUAUUCAAAUUCGCGUUCAAAGGCACUCUCCUUGCAAUGGCAAUUUGAACUACUGAUGCUUAUCAAAACAUCUUUUUAAGUAUUUCUUACUGAAGAUUCUUUGAUGUACUGAUAUAUAUAGUUAUUGAGUUUGCAUUGGAAUUGAGACCUCAAUUUGAAGGUGCAAAAAGUUUUGACA